Messenger RNA from Coregonus sp. 'balchen', 647 nucleotides. The record is from the annotation of a GenBank genome assembly. Lineage: Eukaryota; Metazoa; Chordata; Actinopteri; Salmoniformes; Salmonidae.
CUCGGGAGAAGAUUCACGAGGAGAAGGAACGUCUGUCUGCUCAGCUGGAGUUUGUCAAGAAACAGAACACUCAGCUACAGGACGAGAUGGACUCACUGGGCAGGUACGCAUCAGAUUACAUAUUGGUCAUAUGAUCACAGACUGGUCAUAUUAGGUCACGUUCACUGCCAUUUUGGAUCCACCACUUGACUACAACUGGUUUCUGUAGGCAAUCUCUGAGCGAUAUGCGGAGGAGACACAUGCCACGUGGAGGCAAUCCACAUGAGGGCGCUGGUCCACAAAACAUGCAGGGAGCCAGAGGUACAGGACUGGACAUUGCUAUAAGUCAUUCACCUUGCUGAGAGAGAAGGGCUCAAGCCAGGGCACAUCAUACUGUUUUCUGCCAAUGAAAUGUUAUCUCAUAUUUAUUUUAUUAAGAAAACACUCUGCUCCUCCCCAUCCCAUCUCACAUUUAUUUACAACAAUGAUAAAUCAUGCAAUUAUGCUGUACAUAAGGCAAUACCAUUAUCAUACCACUGUGUCUGAUAGGUGGUGAUGCCGGGGACUGGCAGCAGCAGGGGAAUAUACCGGAGCACGUCUGCCCCAAGUGUAAUGAGAUCCUACCAGACCUGGACAGCCUACAGAUUCACAUCAUGGACUGCAUCAUC